Molecule: messenger RNA, 1554 nt
Organism: Plasmodium gonderi
Lineage: Eukaryota; Apicomplexa; Aconoidasida; Haemosporida; Plasmodiidae
Exons: 1
Coding region: 1-1554 (517 amino acids)
Source: RefSeq, a predicted model, not a curated record
AUGAUGAGAAGAAUCCCGAACAUAGACAUGAGCAGAAGAAGGCAUUUUAAAUGUUCCCAUAUAAACAAAGUGUCUAAUAGUGCGAAAACUAAAAGACAUUACAACGAGAGAGACCUAAAUUUAUGCACACCAUUCAAUAAAACUGCAAAUGUAUGUCAUGAACGAAUGGACGACAAUUUUUAUGAAUAUGACAUAAAUGCAACUAUUUUCAGACUACUAAAAAAUAUACACAAAUUGCAGCAGGAGUAUAAUGAAAACAUAGAUAACCAAAGAAGUAGAGGAACAAACUGGAUAGAUUAUCAAAUGGAAAAAAUAUUUAUGUGCUAUACUUCUAUUUAUAAAAAUAUAGAGAGAAAUUUAUUUUUAAAACUAACACUGGAAUUGUUAAAAUGUCCUGUAUUAUAUAAAAAAAUCACAUACCAUUACGAAUUUUAUGAACAAAUACUUUUCGAAAUAAAUAGAUGCUCACAUGAUAAAGAAGUAAUGAACAAGACAUUUUUUUAUGAGCAUGUGAUAAAAAUUAUAUCAACCCUUUUAAAAAAUAGCAAAGCUUUCAAUGAAUCUUGCGAAAGAACAUUUUUCUUGGAUACAAUAAAAAUGAUGCAUACCGAAGAAAAUAUAAAUUAUUUUAUAAAACAUUUUACAUUUUUACUUUCCUGUAUUUCUUUAUAUAAGAGGGAAUUAAAAAAGGAAAUAUAUUUUAACACCAUAAAUGAAGUCAUAACAGAAGAACAUACCUCAUUGGGUAAGAAAAUAUUCCUAGUGCAAAAAAAAAAACAAAUUAUACAGAACUGUAUGCCAAUAAUUCUACAAAUUUUUAAUAAAAUAGAGCAUUACAAUUAUCUAAACCAAAUGGACAUUUGUAAUAUUAUGGACUUCCUAAAUGAAUUUAAACAAUAUCACAAAAUAAAGUCAACCAUAUGUAAAGACAUACAUAAAUACUUCACAACAUCAAGUGAUAUGAAAAAUUUAUGUUUAAUUUUGUAUCUUCUAGCUUGUUCCAAAAAUGAUCAAAAUGAAUUUACGGGAAAUGCUUAUUCAUAUAUAUAUAACAUUAUUUGUUUGAGGCCAAAUGAGCUGUUCCAGCCAAAAAAUAUGAACCUUUUUUUGAUUAGUAUCAUACGAUGGAAGAGUCAUAAGCAGGGAAAGGUAUACAGAUGUUAUAACUCAUACGGGAAUAAAAAUCAAAGUAACAGGUAUGCAAAAAUUGACACAAAAAAGACACUGGGUAGGAGAAGAACCCCCCUGUCGGUAGAAUGUAGAGAUAUGAGGACAAAUGCUAUGAAAAAAGAAAAAUCAAAAAACAAAAAAUUUCAAUUAUGCCUAGACCUACGGAACAAAUUUAUCAAAAAGCAGAAAAUGAAAAAUGAUAAAAAAAUGUAUUUCUGGAUUAAACAGUACUUUCUGCAGUUUAUAAAAAGGGAACAAAAGAGUAAUAAGCAUAUUAAAACAUUUUAUCAAUAUUUUUUGUCUUAUCAUAUAAAUAAAAAUUUUACUAGAAAAAAGAAUUAUAUAUCUCCCAUAACGAUAAUAAAAAAAAUAGGAAAGAUAUAA